This is a messenger RNA of Athene cunicularia (burrowing owl), 7289 nucleotides long. RefSeq names its product ring finger and CCCH-type domains 2 (gene RC3H2). The transcript is spliced from 20 exons. Gene Ontology annotation, molecular function: metal ion binding. The record is from RefSeq and is a predicted model, not a curated record. NCBI's taxonomy places the organism in Eukaryota, Metazoa, Chordata, Aves, Strigiformes, Strigidae. The coding region runs from base 3078 to 6653 and encodes 1191 amino acids.
GGUGCUUUUACUUUGCUGGGGAAGAGAAGGCCUGUAUAUGCGUAGGGAUAGUGUGUCUGCCAGAACAAACAGAUAGACCAAGGGUAAUCAUUCUGAGUAUGUUGCCUGUUAAAAACAAACCCAAAACGAUUUCUAGUUUACCUUCUUUAUUAUGCUCUUCUCCUUGUGUUUGCUCAGUUUAGAGCACUGGAGCAAUUUGUUCUUCUAGAGGACACCCCUGAAAUACAUUGUUUCUGACAAGGAGCAAGAAUCUAUUAAACAUUUGGCUUAUGCUUUUUGUAGAAGUUGACAUGAUGAUUAGGAGAUGUGAGAUUGUUUUCUUAACACACUGGAGUGCAAGAAUGGCAGGAGAGCUGGCAUGCCUGACAGAGUAUGGAGACUUCAUCUGUGUGUGGUUGCUUGAAGUUUUAGGAGUUGAGAGCUUUCCGCAGCUGUUUGCUGAUUUAAUUAGAUUUUUUUUUUUUUCCUGUCAAGAAAUCUGAAGGUCAGCACAUGCUUAGGAGAAUCUGUCUUUUAUGAUAAUUAAAUACCCACAGAUAGAUCUUUAAAAAUCAGUGGCGCACACUUUUUAAUGAUCUGUUGUGUUCAUUUCUGUGCUGGUCAGGAAAACAAACAACUAUAUUUUAAAAGCUUGUAAAUAGAGAGGUGGCUGUGUAUUGCAAGUGGCUGAAGUAUCUGUGGAAACGGAAUGUGGGUACUGUCUCAAAGCAAAGAUUUCUGCAUUUGCAAGAAUUAAUGACCAGUGUAGAAAUCGAGACUGUUUAUUAGGAGAUUGUUAGUGACCAGCAACGUACUAGCAAUUGAGCUGUGUGUGUACUAGUAUUUUCUUAAACUUUUCCCUGUGUGACUCAGCAGCAUGCUUCCCAGAGUUGGCUAGUUUGUGCUGUUACCUGGGUCCUGCAGUCACGCAGGUGGAAAAAAAUACCAGUAUGGUUCCUAGGUCAGCAGUAGUGUUGGUGUUGGUAUCUUGAUGGUUCUGGUAGCGCUGGCAAAAAGCUGUAAGGGAAGCAUUUACCGCAAGGCUUUACGCUGCGGUUCUGUGCAUCUCUUGUCUGGCUGUGUCGGUAGGGAAGCUGGAGAAAGGAAACAGUGGGGUGGUUCUUAGAGGAAUUAAAAAUCUUUCUAGGCAUGUUGGCUCAUUGCUUGGUUUUGCUAUUAUUUGUUUUGCUUUUGAAUUUCCUUACUUAAAAGACAUAUGUAAUAGCAGAUUAAAGAAGACUGCGGGGUUUUUUUUUUUUCAUCCCUGCAAGAGCUUUGAUUGUGCUUUCCUAGAAGUUGGAUGAAAAUCUAUUUUGUCCAAUGCAUGUGAAUAUUCUGGCUUAUGUUGAAAGUGUUACCUCAGCAGCUUGGUUUGGAAGGGACAGGUUCAACUUUCAGUUUGUGGUGUUUUACACAUACUAUGGGAAUUCAUUUGGGGGAAGAAUCACUGCAUAAUAUUGAAAAGCUCACUGAGAUAAGGACAUCUUGUACAAGUAUCCUGUUACUUAAAGGGCACUGAAUGUUCAUAGUACUAAAUAGAAUUUCUAAACAGAUGGUCAUAAUUAACAUAAAAUACAUCCACAGAUAGAGUCUAUUUGGUGUUCUAGUAAUUAUUUCAAUGGUCCGAUACUUUAGCAUUAAUUAAACUGUAGCACAGCCAACAACGGAAUCACAGUAAAAGAGUUACCAAAUUCAAAUGCGGAGGGGAGAUCUCAGCUUCCUCAAAACAAUUACUUUUUUUCCGUCAUCGGAGAAAAAAAAAAAAAUAGCAUGUUAAACAUGUAAUUAAAACAUUUGUGUAUUUGCAUUCUAAGAAGUUGCUAGGAGAAGCUUGUUCAUAGCCUUGAAGUGAACCAACUGGUCUCUAGGUUGCAUAGAAAGUCAACACCAUUGCACAUUGCAGGAAAGGGUGGGGCUGUUCAGCUCUUAGAAGCAGCUGUGAAUUUAAAUCUUCAUGACGAAAGCUUGAAUGUAAACGGUUUCGAUGAACUUAGGCUUGUUACCUUUUCCAAGAACAUGAGUUAUAUAAGAGGGGAUGUCUUUCAAAACAAUUCCUAUAAAUCCAUGUUGUAUUUGGACUGCAUUUAUGUAAACAGUUUGCAUGGUCCUGCUGUGCAGAGUGAGGUGCUCCAAGAGAAAAGACUAUUCUAAUAGCAAGCCAGCAGAGGUUGUUGCUUGCCUUAUUAUGAGUUUUGCCCUAAAUACCUGGAUUUUCUACACAUCAGAGAUCUUCCCACUGUGAGUUCAUGGAAGUGGAGUCACGUUGUUGUGCAAGGUAGAGAUGUGAAAAGCAAAACUGAAUUUGGCAGUCUCUACCCUUGAGGGCUCCAGUGGGUUCUUGGGAGAAAAGGGGGAAGUAAUGCAAGAGAAUCAUAAAACUAAACCUAGUCUCUCAUUCUUUUAGUGUUUUCUUAUGAUUCUUAACUUUUCUUAAUUGAUUCGACUUUUAUGGAAAGAGAAAAUACAUCUUUUUUUUUAAAAAAAAAAAAAGCAAAGCUGUGUUUAGUUUGGUGGCUGAUUAAGUCUGAAUAAGAUCUGCAGAAGGAAGACAUUGUUCUACUUCAAGUGAAAAUAACAUCUUAGGUCUGCCCAUCAAAAAAAAUAUAAAUUCUGUGUCUUCUCCCCACCCCAGGCCUGUUCUACAACUAGGGAGAGCUCUGAGGGGGUUGAAAACUUGAGGUUAGAUUAGAUAGUGUGAGAGAUGGUUACUGUGAUUCAUGCCUUUGUGUUUUCUGUGCCAAUAAAUGUCUUCCUCUUCCUACACUAAAGGUGUAUUUAAUCCUGUGAGAAGAACUUUAAUGCCAUUUGUUGUGAAUAGGUUUGAUUUCAACAUAUGGUAGUCUGCGUUAAUUCAGUUCAUGAGCCUUUUUUGGUACAACUAUUAAACUAAUACAAAGUUAGGGUUUUCGAGUACGACAUACGGAUUUGGUUUUAUUCUGUAAGGUAUUGAAGUGGUGGGGUGUUUUUUUUAAUUAAAAAUCAUUCUGAAUUACCAGAAAGCAUGUUUUAAAUACUCUGUUAUUCACUUACAGCUGCCAAAACAUAGUACAGUGAAAUAAUGGUCUUCUAGCCUGCUAAACAAGUGUCCAGCUUCCGCAAUGCCUGUGCAGGCAGCUCAGUGGACAGAAUUUCUGUCCUGCCCAAUCUGCUACAACGAGUUUGAUGAGAAUGUGCACAAACCCAUCAGCUUAGGCUGCUCUCACACUGUCUGUAAGACCUGCCUGAACAAGCUUCAUCGCAAGGCAUGUCCUUUCGACCAGACUGCCAUCAAUACAGACAUCGAUGUGCUUCCUGUAAACUUUGCACUCCUCCAGUUAGUUGGAGCCCAGGUACCUGAUCAUCAGACAGUAAAAUUGAGUAAUGUAGGAGAGAACAAACAUUAUGAAGUAGCAAAGAAAUGUGUUGAGGAUUUGGCACUCUACUUAAAGCCCUUAAGUGGAGGAAAAGGUGUUGCAAGCUUGAAUCAGAGUGCACUGAGCCGUCCUAUGCAAAGGAAGCUUGUGACACUGGUGAAUUGUCAGCUGGUGGAGGAAGAGGGCCGGGUUAGAGCUAUGAGAGCAGCUCGAUCGCUGGGAGAGAGAACGGUUACAGAACUGAUCUUGCAGCACCAAAAUCCUCAGCAGCUUUCGGCCAAUCUUUGGGCUGCUGUCAGGGCACGAGGAUGCCAGUUUCUAGGACCAGCUAUGCAAGAGGAGGCACUGAAACUUGUAUUACUGGCACUGGAAGAUGGCUCUGCACUGUCAAGAAAAGUUCUGGUACUUUUUGUUGUGCAAAGGCUAGAACCAAGAUUUCCUCAGGCCUCUAAAACGAGCAUUGGUCAUGUUGUGCAGCUACUGUAUAGAGCAUCAUGCUUUAAGGUCACUAAAAGGGAUGAAGAUUCUUCUCUGAUGCAACUUAAAGAAGAGUUCCGGAGUUACGAGGCUUUGCGGAGAGAACAUGAUGCCCAAAUUGUUCACAUUGCCAUGGAAGCAGGACUUCGAAUAUCACCAGAACAAUGGUCCUCCCUUCUCUAUGGUGACUUGGCACAUAAAUCACACAUGCAAUCUAUUAUUGACAAGCUCCAAUCUCCAGAAUCUUUUGCAAAGAGUGUACAAGAGUUGACAAUUGUCUUGCAGCGCACGGGGGAUCCUGCAAACUUAAACAGGCUGAGGCCUCAUUUAGAGCUCCUGGCAAACAUAGAUCCAAAUCCAGAUGCAGCAUCUCCAACAUGGGAGCAGCUGGAAAAUGCAAUGGUUGCUGUAAAGACUGUGGUACAUGGGCUGGUGGAUUUCAUUCAGAAUUACAGUAGAAAAGGCCAUGAAACUCCACAGCCACAACCAAAUAGCAAAUAUAAAACAAGUAUGUGCCGAGACCUUCGACAGCAAGGGGGAUGUCCAAGAGGAACAAACUGUACAUUUGCUCAUUCCCAGGAAGAGCUUGAAAAAUACCGCUUGCGGAACAAAAAAAUCAGUGCAACAGUGAGAACAUUCCCCCUUCUAAACAAAGUUGGCGUAAAUAGCACCGUCUCGACCACAACAGGAAACGUAAUUUCUGUCAUAGGAAGCCCUGAAGCAACAGGGAAGAUGGUGCCAAGUACUAAUGGAAUAGCUAACCUAGAAAGUGGUGUUCCCCAGUUGAUCCCUCGCUGUGCAGACACCUCCUUGAGAGCUUUGGAGAACACCAAGAAGGGAGGGAAGACUGGAGCCAAUGGCCAGAAUGUUUCUGGAUCCCCUACAGAAUCACUACCUGAAAAUAAAAUUGGUUCUCCACCCAAGACUCCUGUAAGUCAGGCAGCAGCUACCUCAGCUGGUCCUCCUAAUAUUGGAACAGAAGUUAAUUCUGUGCCUCCAAAAUCCAGCCCGUUUGUUCCCAGAGUACCUGUCUACCCUCCACAUUCUGAUAAUGUUCAAUAUUUCCAAGAUCCCAGGACUCAGCUGUCGUAUGAAGUUCCACAAUACCCACAGACAGGAUAUUAUCCACCACCUCCAACAGUACCAGCUGGUGUGGCUCCCUGUGUUCCUCGCUUUGUGAGGUCCAAUAACGUUCCAGAAUCCUCCCUCCCACCUGCUUCCGUGCCAUAUGCCGAUCAUUACAGUACAUUUCCCCCUCGAGAUCGACUGAAUUCUCCUUACCAACCUCCUCCUCCGCAGCCGUAUGGACCAGUUCCUCCUGUCCCUUCUGGAAUGUAUGCUCCAGUUUAUGACAGCAGGCGCAUCUGGCGCCCACAGAUGUACCCACGAGAUGAUAUUAUUAGGAGCAAUUCUUUACCUCCCAUGGAUGUGAUGCACUCAUCUGUCUAUCAGACAUCAUUACGUGAGAGAUACAACUCUUUGGAUGGGUAUUACUCUGUGGCUUGUCAACCUCCAAACGAACAGAGGACUGUGCCUUUACCAAGGGAGCCUUGUGGUCAUUUGAAGACUGGUUAUGAUGAGCAGUUAAGACGGAAGCCGGAGCAAUGGGCGCAGUACCACACACAGAAAACUCCUCUGGUAUCGUCAGCCCUUCCUAUGGCAACACCAUCUCCAACACCACCUUCUCCUCUCUUCAGUGUAGAUUUCAGCACAGAGUUCUCAGAGAGUGUCAGUGAUUUGAGUGGAACUAAAUUUGAGGAAGACCAUCUCUCUCACUAUUCACCGUGGUCUUGUGGCACUAUUGGCUCCUGUAUAAAUGCUAUCGACUCGGAGCCCAAGGACGUGAUUGCCAAUUCAAAUGCCGUGUUAAUGGAUUUGGACAGCGGGGAUGUUAAAAGGAGAGUGCAUUUAUUUGAAACUCAGAGAAGGGCAAAGGAAGAAGAUCCUAUAAUCCCAUUUAGCGAUGGACCGAUCAUCUCCAAGUGGGGUGCAAUCUCCAGGUCAUCCCGCACGGGUUAUCACACGACAGAUCCUAUUCAGGCCACUGCUUCCCAAGGAAGUGCUACUAAGCCCAUCAGUGUAUCAGAUUAUGUCCCUUAUGUCAAUGCUGUUGACUCAAGAUGGAGUGCCUAUGGCUCAGAUUCUAAUUCAUCAGCACGUUAUGCAGAGCGGGACAGGUUCAUAGUUACAGAUUUGUCUGGUCACAGGAAGCAUUCCAGCACUGGAGAUCUAUUGAGUAUUGAAUUACAGCAGGCCAAAAGUAACUCGUUAUUACUGCAGAGAGAGGCGAAUGCACUAGCCAUGCAACAGAAGUGGAAUUCUCUAGAUGAAGGCAGUCGUCUUACCUUAAAUCUUUUAAGCAAGGAAAUUGAUUUGAGGAAUGGUGAGACUGAUUAUACUGAAGACUGUGCAGACACAAAGCCAGACCGAGACAUUGAAUUGGAGCUGUCAGCCCUUGAUACAGAUGAACCUGAUGGGCAAGGUGAACAAAUAGAAGAGAUUCUGGAUAUACAGCUAGGUAUCAGUUCUCAAGACGAUCAGCUGCUCAAUGGAACAACUGUAGAGAAUGGGCACCCACUAAAGCAGCACCAGAAGGAAUCUAUGGAACAGAAGAGACAAAGUUUAGGUGAAGACCUUGUGAUUCUGGAGGAGCAGAAAACAAUCCUGCCCGUAACUUCUUGCUUCAGUCAGCCGAUCACAACAUCUGUUAGCAAUGCAAGCUGCCUGCCCAUCAGCACAUCAGUCAGUGUUGGCAGCCUCAUUUUGAAAACUGCUCACAUUAUGUCUGAGGAUAAAAAUGACUUUUUAAAGCCUGUUGCAAAUGGCAGGAUGGUUAACAGCUGAAAGGCAUUCAUCUUUCCAGCUUGUGACCACACCAUGGAAGCAUUUACACUAGCUUUUUAUAUAUAUAAUAUAUAUUAUAUAAUGUAUAUUUUUUUUAAAAAAAAUAAUAUUGGGGUCAUGCAUUUCCUGUGGACUCUUUGAUACUUCAAGCCCCUCUCGCAUUAGCAUUCUGAAGAAAAAAAAAAAACUUACUUUACUAGGGUAAGGCGUUCACUUUCCACAAAUGAAUGGAAUUUGGACAUUGAUUUACUUAAGCUUAAAGCAGCUUUUUAUGAGUUUGUAGCAAUCCGGUGCGGUAUCUGAGCCAUUCUUGUUUAAAAUGGCUUCUGUAGAAAACUAACAACUCAGUUAUUUAAACUAGCAGGAUCCUACGAUGAUACAUCUAGUGAAAGGAAGACUAACUUAUUUGUCUCUAUUUUGUUUCAUGAGAGAAGAACUUGUGUCUUGUUGCAGCUGCUUUUUCUUUAGUUGUGGAACUUUGCAUGGAGUAUUGUUUCCUGUUUGAAGACUGAGAGGUGGAGAUUUGGACUUGAGACUUUUACAGGGUUAACACACCAUUAGCUUUGCACUGCUACGUUAUUUGCAGGUCUGUGGUGCAGUGCUUUGCUGCAGCUUUUUGUUUCCAUUCCCCCCCCC